UUUUCUUUUAAAGAAAAGCUACUAUUCUGGAGAAAAUGUCAAAAGGCACAGUAGUCCUGGCAUACAGUGGCGGACUGGACACGUCCUGCAUUUUACUUUGGCUCAAGGAACAAGGAUACGAUGUGAUCGCCUACCUGGCCAACAUUGGACAGGAAGAAGAUUUCGAGGCAGCCAGAAAGAAAGCAGAGAAUCUUGGAGCAAGAAAGGUCUUUAUUGAGGACCUGCGUGCUGAAUUUGUAGAAGAGUUCAUCUGGACCACAGUGCAGGCCAAUGCCAUCUAUGAGGACCGCUACCUACUGGGAACCUCGAUUGCCCGGCCCUGCAUUGCCCGGCACCAGGUCCGGAUCGCCCGCCAGGAGGGGGCACAGUUUGUCUCCCAUGGGGCCACCGGGAAGGGCAAUGACCAAGUUCGCUUUGAGCUGACCUGCUAUGCUCUCUACCCUGAAGUGAAAAUUAUCGCUCCGUGGAGAAUUCCAGAAUUUUACAACCGUUUCAAGGGACGUAAGGACCUGAUGGAGUAUGCAGAGAAACAUGGCAUUCCGGUUCCUGUCACUCCGAAGGCUCCUUGGAGCAUGGAUGCCAAUCUCAUGCACAUCAGCUAUGAGUCUGGAAUACUGGAGAAUCCUAAGAGUCACGCCCCUUCUGACCUCUACCAGAUGACCAAGAAUCCUGAAGAUUCUCCGACUACACCAGACAGGCUGGAGAUAGAGUUUUGCAAAGGUGUGCCCGUCAAGGUCACCCACCUCACGGAGGGCACAACCAAGAACACUCCACUGGACAUCUUCACCUUCCUCAAUGAAGUAGGAGGAAAGCACGGCGUGGGCCGAAUCGACAUCGUGGAAAACCGUUUUGUUGGAAUGAAGUCUAGAGGUAUCUAUGAGACCCCUGGAGGCACCAUUCUCCACCACGCUCACCUGGACAUUGAGGCAUUCACCAUGGACCGUGAGGUCAGGCGCAUUAAACAGAACCUGAGCAUCAAGUUCUCAGAGCUCCUGUACAACGGGUUCUGGUACAGUCCGGAGUGCGAGUUCGUGCGCCACUGCAUUGCCAAAUCUCAGGAGAAUGUGGAGGGCAAAGUGCAGCUCUCUGUUUUUAAAGGUCACGUCUACAUCUUGGGUCGGGAGUCACCCAAGUCCCUCUACAACGAGGAGCUUGUCAGCAUGGAUGUUCAGGGAGACUACGACCCCUCCGACGCCUCCGGCUUCAUCAAAAUCAACGCAGUCAGGCUCAGAGAGCAUCACAGGUCUCAGGGACACACUCAGCUGUAGCGAUGACACCGGAGCGCACUUGUCAACCGUCAUCCUAGAUGAAAAGUCGCCUGCUGUUUUUAAUACUGUUCCUGUUUUUAUGCACUUUGUUUGACUAGACGUGCCCUGUAGCUGACUGUAAUGUUUUAUUAAAAACAUAUAAACCA
Messenger RNA from Trichomycterus rosablanca, 1414 nucleotides. RefSeq names its product argininosuccinate synthase 1 (gene ass1). Lineage: Eukaryota; Metazoa; Chordata; Actinopteri; Siluriformes; Trichomycteridae. Gene Ontology annotation, molecular function: ATP binding; argininosuccinate synthase activity. Gene Ontology annotation, biological process: urea cycle; L-arginine biosynthetic process. Gene Ontology annotation, cellular component: cytoplasm. Bases 36 to 1268 code for a protein of 410 amino acids. The transcript has 14 exons. The record is from RefSeq and is a predicted model, not a curated record.